AUGCCGGGGGCGCCGGGCCCGGGGGCGGUGCCGGCGUUCGUGCGCGGCGAGGCGCUGCGGCAGAUGCAGGAGUUCGCGCCCUCGGACUGCGUGAGGCUGCUGGAGGCGCUCCGGUGCUGGGGCAUCCGCGACCCCGAGCUCACCGACGUCGUCCUCGAGAGGGUGUGCGCGGUGUUCGACCAGCUGCGCUCCGGGGACGUCGUCGGGCUCCUCGUGCUCUCGGCGCAGCUGGGGCUCGCCCGCCGGCGCACGCUGCUGCGCCUGCGGGGCCUCGUGUCCCGGCACCUGGGCAAGUUCUCGCGGGAGGACCUCGUCGCCGUGCUCGGCGCGCUGGCCCGGCUGCGCCUCCUGGAGCAGGGCUUCGCCGAUGAGGCCCUGGGCGCCCUCUCGCCGGGCCUCGGGCGCCUGUCGGGCGCGCGGGUCUCGCAGGUGCUCUUCGCGCUGGCGAUGGCGGACCUGCCCAGCCGCCCGCGCGCGGCCCGCGUGCUCGUGGCCCAGUACGCGCAGGACGACGGCCCCCGGUCCCUCGCUGCAGAGGCGGACGCCGCGUGGGCCAUCUGCGCGCUCGGGCUGGGCGGCCGCUACCAGGAGGUCCUCCGCGCCAUCUUCGCGCGCGUGUGCGGCGCCAGCGAGCCACCUCGGGAGCCGCUGCCGCUGCUGAAGCUCCACGACGCGAUCAAUCAGUGCCGCCGCGGGCGCGCAGUGCGGCGGCGUUGCGGCGUGCGUCCCGGCGGCGUGGCGGGAUGCCUGCGAGGCGGCCGCUGUCCAGGAGGCGCGGCGGCUCGGCGGCACCCGCGCCCACGACGAGGUGGCCGCUUGCCUCGCGCGGCUGCACGAGGCCCCCGGCGUCCUCGCGCCCCUGCUCGGCGGCCCGCUCCGGCCGCAGCGCUGCGCGAGGGCGGGCCCAGCGGUGGUGGACUUCCUCGACGAGGCGACCGGCCUCGUCCAGGGGAACCAAAACGGGGGCGUGAGCAUCCUCCUCCCUUUUCCUCCUCCUCCUUUUUGAUGUCUGUGCCACUUUUUGCCCCCCUGUCGUCGUGGACCUGGAGCUCGUGAGCUGGCCCGUCACGAGGCGCGUCAAGCACGACGUCCUCGCCCGCAUGGGGUACCGCCCGGUCCGCGUGGGGUGCUGGGAGUGGCGGCGCGGCGCCUCGCGGGAGGACAGCGCCGUUCUCUUGGCGAGGAGGGUCGCGAGCGCCCUGGGCGAAAAACAUGAAAAGUAGAA
Prorocentrum cordatum is the source of this 1225-nucleotide messenger RNA. The record is from the annotation of a GenBank genome assembly. Lineage: Eukaryota; Dinophyceae; Prorocentrales; Prorocentraceae.